This is a messenger RNA of Pochonia chlamydosporia 170, 558 nucleotides long. RefSeq lists its product as hypothetical. NCBI's taxonomy places the organism in Eukaryota, Fungi, Ascomycota, Sordariomycetes, Hypocreales, Clavicipitaceae. The transcript has a single exon. The record is from RefSeq and is a predicted model, not a curated record. The coding region runs from base 1 to 558 and encodes 185 amino acids.
AUGGCGUUUGGACGGCCAACAGAUCACGCUACAAAGCGGCAUUUCAUCAGCCUCGGUCGGCCUCCUCCUCUCCCUGGCACAAACAAGAAGCGCUGCGAGCGAUACAGAUGCAGACACUGCAGCAAAGAGCAGGCCGCAGCCUCACCGCAGAGACUUAGGGAUCAUCUCGCAGGUUGGUCUGUAUUGAAGGCUACGCAAGAGCAGCAAAGCUCUUCUGUGACUAUUCCCAUCCAGGAACAACCACAGAAGAAGCUUAUAUCCUCUGGAAUCCAGCGUAUUUCGAAGGACGAAAACGAUACCCUCGUCUACGAUGCCGCCGCUGCCGUGAUCUCUGACGGGCGGCCAUUUAACCUCUUCGAGUCUCAGCGCUGGCACCGCUUCUUCGCUCGCAUUAAGCCAGGCUGGAUGCCUCCUUCUCGCAAGACAAUUACCAGUCUCCUUCCUUCCGUUGAUCAGGAGGUUAGAAAUGAGGUUCUCCGGCAGAUCCGAGCAGGCAUGGACAUCUUACGAAUCUAUCGAAUCGAACGCCAAGCCUUGGCGUUGAUCGAUCAUAGCUGA